Molecule: messenger RNA, 3351 nt
Organism: Seriola dumerili (greater amberjack)
Lineage: Eukaryota; Metazoa; Chordata; Actinopteri; Carangiformes; Carangidae
Gene: chst7
Product: carbohydrate sulfotransferase 7
Exons: 2
Coding region: 455-1723 (422 amino acids)
Biological process (GO): N-acetylglucosamine metabolic process; carbohydrate metabolic process
Cellular component (GO): Golgi membrane
Molecular function (GO): chondroitin 6-sulfotransferase activity; N-acetylglucosamine 6-O-sulfotransferase activity
Source: RefSeq, a predicted model, not a curated record
AAUAACGACUAAUUCGCAAUUCAAAGGGAGCACUAAUUUCACAGGAAUCUCCCAUAAUUCACUGCAGUACAGAGGUGUUACGAUGGACGGUAGCCGUUGAAACCUCUUCCCUUCAAGGCUCUUCGGUAUUCCCAAUUUAACUUGGUGCCCACUCGCGCGGCAUCCCACGUAAUUUUAUGGCGGUUUUACAGGGACAUUGACAACAAUUAUCCCCGCUGGAACCAUUUUGUAAAUUUUAUUUCACCGAGCCGCUCUGAACGACUGCGUACGUACAUACGGACAGGAAGGAGAAAUAAUCUGGUUAUUUUGUCUUUAAUGGGGCGGGGCUAAUCCCCCGCACACACUCCCAGUUCUCGAGCAUUCACAUAACUUUACUGUAGAGACCUCGGCGCUCCACAAAGCGCUGUGCUGACCAUCAGAGAAGAAGCUAGCCGCCCCCUCCCGCCGAAAGGAAAUGAAGAGGAGGCUACAUAAGAAAUACUUGAUUUUGAUACUGGCAUAUUCAGGUUUACUUCUGCUAAUCCCGUACGUGUUAGAUUACGGGGAUAAAUCCUAUCAACGCGGGAAGCAUGGACUGCCGCAGCAACAGCCCAGAUGCCCAGAUUUGGAGAACACGGUGGCGCUGCUGUGGGAUAACGGUUACAGACUCAACGGCAGCGACACGACGGAGUACGCCGUCAACAGGAGCCAGUCACGGAUGAACAUCUACCUGCAUGCCACCUGGAGGACUGGCUCCUCGUUCUUGGGGGAGCUGUUCAACCAGCACCCCGAUGUUUUUUACCUGUACGAGCCGAUGUGGCACAUAUGGCAGGCUCUGUACCCGGGGGAUGCGGCCAGUCUCCAGGGCGCAGUGCGGGACAUGAUGAACGCCCUGUACCGCUGCGACUUCUCCGUCCUCAAACUUUACGCCGGCACGCAAAACAUCACCACCUCGUUCAUAUUCGGCUGGAAAAUGAACAAGGUGAUAUGUUCAGAGCCGCUGUGUGGUGCGCACAAGCGGCACGAUAUCGGGCUGGUGAAGGAGGACCAGUGCGCAAAGUGCCAAAAGAGGGACAUCAGGGAGCUGGAGAGGGAGUGCAAAAAGUACCCAGUGAUGGUGAUCAAAGGAGUCCGCGUCUUGGACCUGAGCACGCUGGUUCCUUUGAUGAAAGACCCUGCGAUCAACCUCCAGAUUAUCCAGCUCUUCAGAGACCCGAGGGCCGUGCACAACUCGCGCUUGAAGUCCAAGCAGGCCCUGGUGAAGGAGAGCAUCCAGGUGCUCAGGAGUAAGAAGCAGACCGACAAGUACAAGCGGCUGCUGGUGCCGAGCAACAGGGUGAACCGGGCUGAGAGCUACGUCUCCAGCGCCAUGGAGCUUAUCUGUGACAACUGGCUCAGUGACAUGAUGCUGGUGAUGAACGCGCCCCCAUGGGUGAGGAGGAACUACCUCCGCAUCCGCUACGAGGACCUGGUCCUCCACCCCAUGGAGGAGCUCCAGAGGCUCUACCGCUUCUCCAACCUCUCCACCUCCCCUGCUCUGGAGAAGUUUGCACUGAACAUGACGCACGGACAGGGGUAUUCAUCUGACAAGCCCUUCCUUAUAUCAUCUAGGGAUGCAAAAGAGGCUAUAUAUGCCUGGAGGGAGCGGCUCAGUGUGGAGCAGAUAAAUCAGGUGGAGGCCUACUGCAGUGAAGUCAUGAGGCAGCUGGGCUAUCAGAAAAACAGCCCGGACAAAGCAACAUGAGGAUGUGGCAUGAGGAAUCGAUGGGUUAAAGGGGCCUGGUAUCCAGGGCUGAGGGCAAAAGGUGGAAUAACAACACAAGCAGCUGGAAUGUGGUCCACUGGGAGCUCGCAAGCACAACUCUGGGCUUGUUUUCCUUCAGCCGGGUCGAUGAACUGGAGAAAAUCCAAGUGGAAAGAGCAGCCAAUCACAGACAGAUGAAUCUGAAACAGGAAGAUGGCAGCUUAUUUUUUACAGUGUUACCUGGAUAACACCAAAAAGGGUCUGUGCAAAUAGAAAGAAUGCGGGGAGGGGAAAUAAACCAGAAGAGAGAGAUGGGGCUGUUUUGUUCUGCCGUCACACUGGCCAGCCUCCAUCCCUCUGUCCUUUUAGUAGCACUAAUCCCUCCUCAAAUCCCCUGCAGGCGCGGGCCAGAAAAAGCCCAAGAUGGGUCUUUCUCUGGAGACGACUGCCAAGAUCCAGGGUGGCAGCGUCAGGUUCGCUCUCACCUGCGCGCCUUAUCCGUCCAGUCUAUGACUAAGUGUGGCAGCAAUCUCGAGCAUUACUGAUACCUAACUGCAAUUGGCUCACUAACAGUGCUAAUGUAGAGCUUUCGAAGAAGAAAGUACUGUAUUUUUACUGGAAAAGAGGUCCGACUGAGGAACUGUUGUUCCACCCCCGGCCCCUCAGGAAUCCGGACAGCUGCAGCGCCCCACUGACAAAACACUCGCAUGGGUGUGAAAUCUUCGAAUAUCCCGUGGACGUGUCUUGGAGAGCUGCCUCUGUCCUCUGCCAGUGAAUUAUGUAAAAGGUUGUCACAAAUACAACAGACGGUACUGAUUCAUAUUAGGUGCCGUUCUUACUGUUUAUAGUUUUUGUUCGAAAAUGGUGUAAAAUGCUGUGAUAUCCCUCUGGUUAAAGGAUGUGUUGGGGGAGGGGUAAAAUACUUAUCGGCAUCCACAUGUUCAACUUUAGAAGUUGGUUCUGUAAUAAUUGUUCUGGGUGGAAUAUCUGAAGUUCUCUUGUCAAAGAAGGAAAUAACUUUUAGACCAUUGAAACUGACUGCAAUAAAGAGUUAGUAAAAACUAGAGAAGUGUCUCCUGAAGAAAAUGUACAUGUCUGUUGUUCAGAUUGAUGAUGAUGAUGAUGAUGAUGAUGGUGAUGAUGAUGAUGAUGAUGAGCAGGAUUUGCAUGAAAAUACAUGAUCUUUAAAGUGUUGGCGGAGUUAGAGAUCCAGUGGAAGUGAACGGGGGCUUUAAGACACACCUGCAUUACAAUUUACAGUUGAACUUCUCCACUGUACAAACCGUCAUAAUGAGCUGACAGGUGAUCAGUGUACAUAUGUGAGCAUCUUGUCAUUUGAAUGGAGUUGGAUUAGACCGAGCCUCCAUACAUCAAAAUAUAUUAUGUGAACCAUAAUCAUUUGCUUAUGUGCAGUGGAUCUCCAUAGUCUUAAAUGCAAUAUAUUUCUCAUUAUAACUCAUUAACUGUACAUGUCCUCAAAAUUAAAUAAUGUACAAUCAGUGGUAAAUAAUUAAGCAUUUUGGACUUUGUACACUGGCUGAAAUAUUAUGUCUGUUUAAAUAUUAAUAACUGAGGAAGUGUAACAGAAUUACACACUUUGACCUAUGACUUAAAACCAGGAGGCGACG